GGCAUAUGGGCCGCAUUUGGCAUGACCAAUACAGGGGAAGCUCGGAGGGACCGGAGACCACUCCACUGGGUGCCCACGUGGCGGAUUUCCGUAGCCACUUUGGCUCGGGCCUUUUUGACGCAAGCAGCCGGCUCAAGGUCGACGCCGGACAACUCCUGACAAGCGGAGUUUGCGCUGCGGUUGGCACUCCAGUCGCGCCGUCGGAGGAUCGGGUGCGCGGGUCCAUGGGCGAGUCCCGCCUGCUGCUGCACAAGCAAGAGCAGCGAUGGCGCCCAACGGCCACGCCACCUGUGCCGUCUCGCUCGCGGCCGUUCGCGCGACCGCCGCCGCCGGAGAUCCGGGCCGCGGCUCCGGCGGUGCGUGCGCCCCAGAGGACGCCGAGGCGGCGGACGGUGCCUCGCUCCGCUCGGGGAAGCGUGAGGCGCGAGCUCGCCGGAGCGCGGGCGUGCGGGCGCGUCUGGCCCGUCCUGGAAGUGGACGGUCCAUGUCUCGUAGGAGGUUUGCCGCGGGAGGUCGCGUCGGAAUUCAGAUGGCGUCUCGUCAUGUUCCUGACGGCCCCGUCGGUCCCACCCGAGUCUCCCGAACCCGAGUCUCACGUCUCCCCGACUCUCCAGCCAAGGGGCAAACUCAAUCCGACCAGCUUAAGCGAUUCAAGAGAGCACGAUUCGCAGGGACCGUCGAGGUUUUCUUUUGAUGGGCGAGAGUUUGAAAGGAGGCAGGGCUACCUUCUGAAUCCCAAAACCAUAACGAGAAUGGUAUGCGGUUCGCAGUUCUUCGGCUCGGAAUCCGUCACGUUAGAAGCUUUGCAGAUUUGCGCUCACGACAUCUCAGAUUUCAGGGGUUUCUCUAUCAAUCGGAAUAAGUACCAUGGAGAUUGCGUGCAGGCGUGGUUUGGUACCAAUCGCAGGGGUCGUCCUGACUUUGGCCAUUGCUGUCAACAGAAAGACAAUGACUGGUACACGUGGCUGUUGUACAGACCACAGCUCGACGACUUUGGCCAGAGCUUAUCCGGCCUGCAGAACUGCCAGGGCGAUUGUGACAGCGACAGCGACUGCGAAGGGGCUCUCAAAUGCUUUCACCGAGAUGGCUAUGCAGAGGUACCUGGAUGCGACGGAACGGGUAGAAACAAUUGGGACUAUUGUUAUGAUGGCGGCAGUCAUAGCAGUGCUGGGUACAAACCACAGCUCGACGACUUCGGCCAGGGCUCAUCUGGCUUGCAGAAGUGCCAGGGCGAUUGUGACAGCGACAGCGACUGCGAAGGGGUUCUCAAAUGCUUUCAUCGAAAUGGCUACACAGAGGUACCUGGAUGCGACGGAACGGGCAGAAGAAAUUGGGACUAUUGUUAUGAGGCCUAGAGUGUGCGGAAAUUGUUAUUCCGCUCGCGAUCAUGUAUUAAGCGUGACGUUGAGUUGGGGCAUCGGGCUAGGUUUGGUAUCGCCCAUGCGGUGCACAUAUCAUCGGAGGCUAGGUGGGGUGAGAAGGUAAGGUAUCAGCGGCAGAAGUGCUGAAAAGCAGUGAGGAGAACCUCCCCCACUACAUCUGGUAUCUACAUCUGGGAGUGCAUUGACGCACGCGCGCUGGUAUGCGUUUCCUCAUUCUUGAAAGAGCAGUGGCCUCUAGAGGAUGCUUGCGGUCGAACACUCUCUUACUCUCUUUCUUUCCGCAUUACCGAUUACAUGCCGUAGCCGUACUGCUUGCAAGAGCGGUGAUAUGUCUUGAGUGCAUUGUGCCCAGUGCUCUCGGCCGCCUGGCCCCCCCCCCUCCCAGGCCCUGGGGCCGCGAGACCUUGAGAUCCGACGUAGCGAAAAAGUGCUACAUCGUUAAACAUCACGACGGACGGAGGACCUCGGCAGCAGCCGACCGCAGUCUCCUCGGCAAUUGCAUUGCGAGCGUGCCGCGCGCGCAAACGCGCCCGCGUCGUCUAGGGCCGUCGCCGUCGCCGCCGUCCUCGGAGCCGCCGUCGUCCUCGAGCCGCGCCGUCGCCGUGGCGGGGGCAGGCGCGGAGGCCCAUGGGCCAGGCAGGCGUGCGCCAAGGAGGGCGGCCGCCACGUCCGCGGUGGUGCC
Molecule: messenger RNA, 2064 nt
Organism: Prorocentrum cordatum
Lineage: Eukaryota; Dinophyceae; Prorocentrales; Prorocentraceae
Source: the annotation of a GenBank genome assembly